AUGAACUUUUGCUUGCUUGCAUCUUCAGCGCUCAAGGAGAAGUGGUUGGAUUCCCUCUCCAUGAGCCCACUGGGAGGAGACGAGGGAGUGAUUUGUGCUUCGGAGCCUCAAUGGGUUCUUGGAGUAGAUCCCGAUGUCUCUGCCGCCGUCGCACUCUUGAAACCUGAUGGUUCUGUCUCUUCAGCUCAGGUCUUUGAUACCCCAAAUGUAAAAGUACUGGUUGGAAAAAGAGUUCGAAAUUGUUUGGAUGCAAGGUCUAUCGUUCAGUUGCUUCAGACCUUUGGUGUACCACAUGGGACCAGAGCAUAUAUCGAAAGUCAAAUCCCUUCCCGCAAGAUGGAAAGCAGGUUUUUGCUAAAACUUAUCUCUGACAGAACACAACUUGCACUUUUUGGUCUUUACAGAGAUCACUAUUAUUCAAAUCAAAUAGAUGUUAAAUUUUGUUUGUAAGGUUAAGAAAAAGUAAUCAUGUGAUGUUUUUGAAACUAGUUUU
Molecule: messenger RNA, 493 nt
Organism: Dioscorea cayenensis subsp. rotundata (Guinea yam)
Lineage: Eukaryota; Viridiplantae; Streptophyta; Magnoliopsida; Dioscoreales; Dioscoreaceae
Product: Holliday junction resolvase MOC1, chloroplastic-like
Exons: 4
Coding region: 1-450 (149 amino acids)
Molecular function (GO): crossover junction DNA endonuclease activity
Source: RefSeq, a predicted model, not a curated record